UAAAGCACUAGUCUAGUCUUACAUCUUCUUCCGGAGCGACACUGGUCGACCCGCACUGAAGACUGAUCCCCUCCACCCUUGACAAGACAAACAUCAAUUUCAAACGUAUGAGUGCGUGUGUGAGACGUCUGUCUCUGCCCGCUCUGAGCUCUUCCUGAUGGGCGGCUGGUCCCGCAGUGCCGUGCUCCAGCUGUACCGAGCACUGCUCCGUGCAGGCCAACACCUACAGUACACGGACCGUGACUACUACCGGCGCACAGUGAGCCGAGAGUUCAGGUGCUGUCAGACCUUCAGCGCCCCAGCAGAGCGGGAGGACGCGCUGAAGAGAGGCCAGUUCUUCCUCAACAGUGGGCUGGGUGGGUUGGUGUAG
This is a messenger RNA of Carassius carassius (crucian carp), 370 nucleotides long. Its product is annotated as mitochondrial ribosome and complex I assembly factor AltMIEF1-like. Bases 158 to 370 code for a protein of 70 amino acids. The record is from RefSeq and is a predicted model, not a curated record. Lineage: Eukaryota; Metazoa; Chordata; Actinopteri; Cypriniformes; Cyprinidae. The transcript has 2 exons.